Hyalella azteca is the source of this 2646-nucleotide messenger RNA. Its product is annotated as dentin sialophosphoprotein. The coding region runs from base 206 to 1942 and encodes 578 amino acids. The transcript is spliced from 6 exons. The record is from RefSeq and is a predicted model, not a curated record. NCBI's taxonomy places the organism in Eukaryota, Metazoa, Arthropoda, Malacostraca, Amphipoda, Hyalellidae.
CACAAUAACUUUUUAUAAACGUGUGUGUGCAUCAAAAUUUCAGAAAGAUUCCAAACGUUUCUGCCACUCGUGAAUAUUUUAAGUUUAAGUCGGUCAGCGUCACUCAGUGGUUUGUAAACGAACAAAAAGAGUAUUACAAUUCAGAGAACCUAACGGAACCAUAUUCUGUAAGAAGUCAUUUCAAUAUAUUGGCCCCACGCUCAAGAUGACGUGGAACUGCGUCUAUGUGCUUCUCUUGCUGGUCCUCUCUGACGGUCAUCUCAUUGAAGCGUCGCCGGCUUCCAUCCCCAAUGCUACAAAUAUUUCUGAAAAUUUUCAAAACCAAACUGGGAAAAAUACGUUGUCGGUCAUUUCUGCAAUGGAAAAUGGAAACUCGUCUAAAGUAACUAGCGAAGACGCAACUUUUUCAUCAAACAGAAAAAUUAAGUUCAAUUUUGAUGGAAUCUCUUCACCAGAAACUGAAGAAAAAAUAUUCAACGCGCACAACAAAGGAAAAUCCGGUAUUAUAAAACAUCUCAAUGCGCCAUCUUCCGCCAAUAAAAAAAUUACCGAGAAAAAAACGCAUAUCAAUGAAGAAUACACAAGUUCAACCAGCAAUCAUACUUCAGUUGAUCGAAAGCCGAAAUUGCAUCGCCUCAUUCCUCCAAAAACAAAGGACUCGAAAAUGUCAACUUUUAGAAAACACGUUCAUUCAGUUUCAGAUAGCGUUGCCGUAGGCAGUGCUCCUAUACCUACGUUUAUAAAACCUAAAAUUGUUACUAGAUAUUUUAGUUUGACCGAAUCCAAUGGAAAUGAUGGGAAAUCGUCUGUGACGAGUGACCUCACAGCGUCCGGUACAGUUCCUCUCGGUAUGAAAACUAAGCAACUUCUGGCCUCCCCAUCAAGUUAUUAUUAUCGGCCCAUCUACGAUCACGAUAACUACGAUCCGCUGCACAAAUCUCAUCCCGACGAUCACGAUGGAAUCGAUAAACACGGCCACGGCCACGACCGUCCUCCAUUCACUAACGGUCACAGGUCGCAUAACGGCUACGAAAGCAAACAUAACAACGGUCAUGUCAGUGAACAUGGACAUGACGGCCGUGAAACAUAUGAUGGGACAGCAGGUUUUGUGGACGACCAGUACGGACAUUCUGACACUGCAGCCGUGCAGGGGGAUCAAAGUGCUGGGGGAGAAUCUGUCUCCUCCCACAUAGACGACGCAGGGUACAGAGAGGGAUCUGUCACCAGUGAAGUAGGCGAGGCUGGCCACGAUCACGGAGAAAAAGGAUAUGUUUCUAAAGGACACGCUGAAGAGGGCUUCGACAACGUACAUCGUAAAGUCGAGUACGGUUAUUCGGAGACGUUCGGCGACGAGGACGAGUUUGAAUCUCACGACAGCGACCACGACUUGAGUGAUUCUUUCCAUGACAUCGGAGAAGAAGGAGCUUACGAAGAGGGAAAUGUGCAGGACCAACACUCCCACGAUGUUCACGGGGAAGCAGGAAGUUUAGACAAGUCUGAUUUUGAAGAAAAUUUUGAAAGAAUCAAAGCAUCAUUUGCCGAAGACGAUUAUUUUGGCAAACAUGAUUCUCAUGACACUGAUCACGGCACUCAUGGCAGCCAUUUUGAUAAAUUUGGAUCCCGUCGCCAUUAUAUCGAUAGUACCCACGAUGACCGUCUAGAAUCCCAUGGAGGUAGCCAUCUUAAUCCCCACGUAAUCCACGGUGGUUUGAAAAAUCCGGAUGCCUUCAAACUCCAUGAUAAAUCUUACGGAAAUCAAUACGGAAAUCGCGAACAGUCUUUGGAUUUUCCGCACUCGCGUGUGUUUGCAUCAGUCGACAAAGGUUUCCAAUCUGGCUUGAAUUUUGCUCCAAACGGCGGGAUUCAACACUACAACUCAGAUGUGAAUUACGGACCGGACAAUCAAUAUGAUUCUCCGUUGUUCAGGGGAGAUCUCGGAUGAAUGUUCCAUCCCCUUCAUAUAAACUAAAUGUUUUCUGUUUAUUAUAUUGUUGCUGUUACCAGAAAGCAGAUUCAAACUCAAGUCUUAAAAAUGUUUUCGAGCAGCAGAAUAUUUGAAACAUAUGAAAUUUUGAAACGUCUGGAUGUUCUACACGUCUGAUGCCGUGCUAACAUCGAAUUAGUCUAAAUCAGCGCGAAUUCUAAAAAUUAUUAUAUUUUCAUAUAUUUUAUAUAAAUAAUAAUAGCACUUAUACAUCUCACCUACAUUAAAAAAGCGAAAUAAUAGGGAAUUUUUUAGUUUAUUAAUAUUAUUAGAAAAGAUUGUAAUGAUUAAUUAAUUGGCUAUAAAAGGUUGAACAUUCGACGUCGUGGACUGAAUAAAAGUUAAAUUAAAGAGAAAAUUUCUCGCAGUAUAUUCAAAAUAAACAAAAAUCGAUGAACAUUGUUUGUGUUUAGGUUAGGACACAGGUUUUAAUUAUUAAUGUGAAUUUAAUUAUUAUACGCAUUAAUUAAUUUUCUUCAUAUUAUCAAGAAAAAGAGGUAUAAAAGCUUUCAGGAACUGUGUCAUUUCCAUACAUAGAAAUAAAUGUUAUCAUCAAUUUAAUUCGAUAUUAUAUGAAAUAAAUCAACAGAUAAAUAAUAAACUAAUCUACAAACAAGUUAUUGCUGUAUUCAAAAUAAUUAAGCUUUCUAAACAGAAAAUUU